CGCCCAAAUAGACUGGGCCACUAACAAAACACUGUCACAACCGAAACAAAACGUGAAAAGCGAAUCCCACUUCCCCAUAUAAUAUCUUUAUUUCUGCUAUUACCCCAGAUUAACGCCCGUUUACACACGCUCAUACAAAAGAUGUCUUCCAACGAUAAUGUCGCUCACGCCCUUGCCGGCGCCGGUGGUGGUGCCUUGUCUAUGAUCGUGACCUAUCCGUUAGUCACAUUGUCCACAAAGGCCCAGACCACGGCCACCAAGAAGACCAACGACACCGAGGCACAGAAGCUCACCAAGGAGGAGUACCAGCAACAGUUGUCCAAGCUUGCCAAGACCAGUUUCUUCCAGAAUGUGGUCAAGACCUUGAAGCAAGAAGGGGUCACUGGCUUGUACGCCGGGUUGGAGAGCGCCAUUUACGGUAUCGCCUUGACCAACUUCAUCUACUAUUACUUCUAUGAGUACACGUCCAAGAGCUUCGUGAAGUCAAACUUGGAGAAGGAUAGGGCGUCGCGUGGGUUGAGUACAGCUCAGUCCAUGCUUGCUGGGGCGAUUGCCGGGAGCAUCACUUCGGUCUCGACAAACCCGAUCUGGGUAGCCAACACCCGUAUGACCGUAUCCAAGACCCAGAACGGCACCAUCAAAACGCUCAUCAACAUCGUCAAGACCGACGGUGUUGGGGCCUUGUUCAAUGGUGUGUUGCCAGCCCUCGUGCUCGUGUUGAAUCCAAUCAUCCAGUACACCAUCUUUGAGCAGUUAAAGAACUUCCUCUUGAAGAGAUCCAAAAAGAAAAGCAUCACGCCUUUGAAUGCCUUCUUCAUCGGUGCUUUGGGGAAGUUGGUUGCCACGUCUGUAACUUACCCAUACAUCACCUUAAAGGCGAGAAUGCAUCUUGCCACCAAGAGCACCACCGAAGCCGGUGAGGUCCAGAAGCUGACGAGCAUCUCGGCCAUGGUGAAAGAUAUCGUGAAGAAUGAAGGUGUCUCCGGAUUCUACAACGGUAUCCGAGUGAAGUUGACCCAGUCCAUUUUGAGUGCCGCCUUUUUGUUCUACUUCAAGGAAGAGUUGUAUCAGGGUAGUGUCAGGAUUUUGAGGGGGAUUGACUACGUCAGAAGCACCAGACCAAAGAAGAUUUAAAUAAUUCUUCAAGCUCAAGUUGGGAUACUCGGAAGCGACUGAUUCAGUCUGUGGAUUGCAGCUGCAGUCGGCACUAUAUGCACCCACUUUUCGUGUUACAAUUAGAAAUUAUAAUAAAUGCUAUCACGAAGUCGAAGGCUUUGCAGCUAGGGUCGAUUAAUAACAUGUGUAUACAUUAGCUAUACAGCACCAAAGGUAAUACUACAUAGAUAUAUAAAAUGUACUAAUUUUCAGGGC
Babjeviella inositovora NRRL Y-12698 is the source of this 1371-nucleotide messenger RNA. RefSeq lists its product as uncharacterized. Gene Ontology annotation, molecular function: AMP transmembrane transporter activity; FMN transmembrane transporter activity; ATP transmembrane transporter activity. Gene Ontology annotation, cellular component: peroxisomal membrane. Lineage: Eukaryota; Fungi; Ascomycota; Pichiomycetes; Serinales. The record is from RefSeq and is a predicted model, not a curated record. Bases 142 to 1134 code for a protein of 330 amino acids. The transcript has a single exon.